GGCACAGAGGGAGCAGGGCAGCCAAGUCCCCAUCGCCCGCUGCCACCGCGCCAGGUAGACUCUGUAGACUCAGCUCUCACAGGCACAGGCUUUGAUCCGGCGCGGCUUUGGAUCCUGCCUCCUCACCUGCAAGGCGACGCGCAUAUCUCAGGUGCCAGUGCUGGUGUCUCUGAAGUGUCCGUGGUUUAGGCUGGGCGGCUCCCUAGGCACGUACGUCACCUGUUUGACAGCCUCCUACUAAAUCAGAGAGCAGCAAGAGCCAGGAGCCUCGCGCGCGCGUCGCUGGCAGCUCCAGCGGAUUAGAACUCGCCUCCUUGCUCCUCCCUGAAGUCCCAUUUAAAGUUAAGUCUGGCUUUAAGAAAAAGCUGAGUGGGCCUAGUUUCUGCAGCGCUUUCUUCUGCAAUAUGAACACCAUUCUGCCUUGCCAAGAUCAGUAUUUUGUAGGAGGCCAGAGUUAUAAUUGCCCGUAUUCCACUACAACCUCAGAAUCUGGUGUUGACGUUUCCAAGGAGACUUGGGUCUCUUUCUGGGCUGCUGGUCUCCUGGACGACACUGAGCUCCAGCAAGCACCACAAGUGCUGGAAUCGCCCUCUGAGUUAAGUUUCCCUGUUCUGGACUCAUGUUCAUGGGAAGAGGCUCAGCUCUCAUCUCAGCUCUACAGAAAUAAACAGCUCCAGGAUACUCUACUGCAGAAGGAGGAAGAACUUGCUAGGCUACAUGAAGAGAAUAAUCACCUCAGACAAUACCUGAAUUCUACUUUGGUUAAACGUCUGGAAGAGAAGGCCAAGAAGUUGCUGUCAUCAGAUGAGUUUUCCAAAGUGUUUGGAAAACUCAGAAAAGAGAAGAGGAAAUCCAAAGAACACAGACAGUCCCCUGCUGAGAUUCCCCAGUUCAAAACUGCCAAGAGAAACCUCUCCUCAGAGUUUUCUAACCGUGAGGAACAACCUGGGCCCCAUGUGGACCCCUGGGUUCUUCAAACCCUUGGGUUAAAAGACCUCAACACCAUUGAUGACACUCUACCAGCUAACUACAGUGCCACCGCCUCUCAUCCCAGAGCAGUUCCCAGUGUUUCCUCUCAGUUUGUACAUGAUGCAAAUGGCUAUGCAAAUGUCCCCAGAGAUCUCCACUUCAACUAUGUAGGUCAGGGAACACAUGGCUCACAUACCACCUCCAUCCACCAGGAAGAUUGUCACAGUUUUCCUAGGCUUUCUAAUCCUCCAGUGAAGGUGCAGACUCUUCCUUACCACACUGCAGAUGUGUCACCCAACAAGACAGAGGUGGCCUUUUCCACAUCUUUGAGCCCUCACUGUAAUGUGAAAACUCACUCCUUCCACCAGGGACAAGCCUUUGUGCGUCGAGAUGAGGAAGGAGGUUGGAAAUUUACCUGGGUUCCUAAGCAGACCUAGUGACUCCUUUCUUCUAUCACAGAAUACUGCCAGGACUUCUGUCUGUAAAGACCUCUUGCAUGUGGACUUGACCAUUGAUAACACAGCAGCUCUCGCCUGCCUCCUGCUACUGCCAGUGUUCCUUUAGGUUACACACAUAAACUUGCAGGGUAUCGUUGUCAAUAAACCACACUGAUAGGGAUCUGUUCUUCCUUUAUUCAUUCUUGACGUGUUUACAGGUUCAUACCUGCCAUUGGCUUUCUCUCAUUGUCUGAGGCCUGUAAAUAUAUUUUCUAAUUUCCUGUAUAGUUUUUCAAGACAAAACUGUCCUUUUUGAGUUAUGGACUGUUUAACAGCAUAUCAUUUUCCAUCAGAUUGUCUAAACAUGGCUUCUAUUCCUCCUCUGCUUGUCUUUGUGUCUGUGUCUGAAGAUGACCCUUAGAAUGAGUCCCAAUUCUAUUUCACAUACUUGCUACUGGAUAUCCACAGAUGGGGCUUCUGCCCUUUAGCACUACUGAAGACGCAGGGUCAAUAUAAGUAACAUUCUGUUCAUGCUUCCAUGAAUGUUCAAAUAAUUAAAUGUCCCAUGGUAAUGUUGUCAAAGUAUCUCUUAAACAAAGCUAACCUCACCUAUAAGCAAUACCAAUGACAAACUAUAGCAGUCAAAAGAACUACUUUUAUCUAUUGUAAUGUGUCAUGUGUUACAGUAAUCUCUAUUGGUACCUGACAUUGUUUCUUUGAGCACUAUCAUGCAACAUUUUUUGAGGGACUUGAAUUAAAAUAAAGAAAAGGAAAGGUUUUCUGGACUACACCAAGCUGACAUCCAUUUCACUGGAACUGAAGUCUUGCUUAGUUUUGACAUUGUCUUAUCCUUGUUCAUCCUCCAUUCUGCAUUCCAUUAAAACAUGUAUAGAAUACUUAGUAUCCAUGUCAUACAAGGUAAGAUAACAUAUGUCCCAAGACCUACACAAGUGCACAAGUUAACCUUCUCAAAGCUAUGUCAUUUGUGUGAAGGUUCAGUUUUUCUGACUCUAGAAUAUAGGCGUUAGGCUAGGAAACCACUAGCAUUCUGAGUGGAGUGUGGGUUGCAUUUGCUUUAGUCCAAAAUGACAUCCCAUUCUAUUCUUCCUUUUAACUUUGAUAAGUGAUGCAGAUAUUAUGUAGGGUGAAACUUAUAUACAACC
Molecule: messenger RNA, 2569 nt
Organism: Mus caroli (Ryukyu mouse)
Lineage: Eukaryota; Metazoa; Chordata; Mammalia; Rodentia; Muridae
Gene: Gmnc
Product: geminin coiled-coil domain containing
Biological process (GO): negative regulation of cell cycle; negative regulation of DNA replication
Cellular component (GO): nucleus
Source: RefSeq, a predicted model, not a curated record